Molecule: messenger RNA, 770 nt
Organism: Hydractinia symbiolongicarpus
Lineage: Eukaryota; Metazoa; Cnidaria; Hydrozoa; Anthoathecata; Hydractiniidae
Exons: 2
Coding region: 65-760 (231 amino acids)
Source: RefSeq, a predicted model, not a curated record
UUUAUAUUAACUUUUUAUCUUAUAAAGGAAUACUUUUAUUUCUAGCGCUUCUUUUAGUUUAGACAUGAUGGAGGAACUAAUCGAGUCGUACUUUUUAGAUGGAUAUACAAAUGUUGAAAUUUUGGGUUUCUUAGCCAUUCAACACAAUAUUUACAUAAGUGUAUCAACACUUAAAAGAAGACUGAAGGAAAAAAAUUUGCGUAGGAGUAUCUCAAAACAGAACGAAGACAGAGCUGCAAUAGGAGCAGAGGUAGCAAGACAGCUUUUUGGCAGCGGCAGUAAUUUGGGAUACAGAAAGAUAUGGAGUAUCUUGAAAAAAAUGGGUAUUGUUGUUAACCGUAACACAGUUAUGAAAAUUGUCAGGGAAUUGGACCCAGAAGGAGUGUCAACAAGGAAGAAGAAAAGACUUCGCCGACGAAUAUACUCAGUACCUGGUCCAGGCUUUCUGUGGCACAUCGAUGGCUAUGAUAAGUUGAAGCCAUAUGGAUUUUCGAUACUCGGGUGCAUUGACGGAUUUUCCCGCAAAAUAAUUUGGAUGAAAGUUUCUCCAAGCAACAAAGAUCCAAACAUAAUUGCAGCAUACUUUCUCUUGGCAGUUAAGGAAAACGCAGCGGUGCCUACUAAAAUCAGGUCAGAUGAUGGCACUGAAAACAGUUUGAUCGAGCCUAUACAAAUAACACUGAGGGCCGAACAUGAUGACGAAUUUGCAGGCCUUGCAAGUUAUGUUAUUGGUACAUCUCCAUCCAAGAGCGCACACUGACCAAAGAAGA